Molecule: messenger RNA, 1257 nt
Organism: Propithecus coquereli (Coquerel's sifaka)
Lineage: Eukaryota; Metazoa; Chordata; Mammalia; Primates; Indriidae
Gene: WRAP73
Product: WD repeat containing, antisense to TP73
Exons: 10
Coding region: 39-1133 (364 amino acids)
Biological process (GO): microtubule anchoring at mitotic spindle pole body; mitotic sister chromatid segregation; protein localization to mitotic spindle pole body
Cellular component (GO): MWP complex; mitotic spindle; microtubule organizing center
Molecular function (GO): protein binding
Source: RefSeq, a predicted model, not a curated record
GGAGCGGUCCCUGCGGCCUUUCGCGAGCCGUGGCGGCCAUGAACUUCUCCGAGGUGUUCAAGCUCUCCGGCCUGCUCUGCAAGUUCUCCCCCGACGGCAAGUACCUGUUGCGGAUAACCGUCUGGUCCUUGUGCACAAAAUCUGUAUCUUACAUCAAAUACCCUAAAGCUUGUCAGCAGGGAAUCACCUUUACCAGGGACGGCCGCCACAUGGCGCUGGCGGAGCGACGCGACUGCAAAGAUUACGUGAGCGUCUUCGUCUGCAGUGACUGGCAGCUCCUGAGGCACUUUGAUACGGACACCCAGGAUCUCGCAGGGAUCGAGUGGGCCCCGAACGGCUGUGUGCUGGCCGUGUGGGACACCUGCCUGGAGUACAAGGUCCUGCUCUACUCCCUCGACGGCCGGCUCUUGUCAGCGUUCUGCGCGUACGAGUGGUCCCUGGGCGUCAAGUCUGUGGCCUGGAGCCCCAGCAGUCAGUUCCUGGCGGUUGGCAGCUACGACGGAAAGGUGCGCAUCCUCAACCACGUGACUUGGAAAAUGAUCACGGAGUUUGGGCAUCCUGCAGCCGUCAGCAAUCCCAAGACAGUCGUGUAUAAGGAAGCCCAGAAGAGCCCGAAACUGGGGCUGGGCCGCCUGCCCUUCCCGCCCCCCAGGGCCACCUCGGAAAGUAAAUAUGAGAUCGCCUCCGUGCCAGCCUCCUUGCAGACUCUGAAGCCUCUUACUGACAGAGCGAACCCUAAAAUUGGCGUGGGAAUGCUGGCCUUUAGUCCCGACAGCUACUUCCUGGCGACGCGGAACGACAACGUCCCCAACGCCGUCUGGGUCUGGGACAUGCAGAAGCUGCGGCUGUUCGUGGUGCUCGAGCAGCUGUCCCCGGUGCGCUUGUUCCAGUGGGACCCGCAGCAGCCCCGGCUGGCCAUCUGCACGGCGGGCAGCAAGGUCUACCUGUGGUCCCCGGCAGGCUGCGUGUCAGUGCAGGUGCCCGGGGAAGGUGACUUUCCCGUGCUUUCGCUGUGCUGGCACUGCAGCGGGGACUCGCUGGCCCUCCUCAGCAAGGAUCACUUCUGCCUCUGUUUCCUGGAGACCGAGGAGGGGGUCAGCCUGGCUGUCAGACAGCGGGACAGCCACACGUAGGAUCUGUGCACACACCCAUGUGGGAACGGAGCCACCUGCGUGCUGCCAGCAUGGGAAGGGACGCACACGCCCUGGAGGUGCCCACCGUGAGGGUGCAAAUUCAGUGACUGGGUUCUAUUUUUCU